Danio rerio (zebrafish) is the source of this 2528-nucleotide messenger RNA. RefSeq names its product solute carrier family 6 member 19b (gene slc6a19b). NCBI's taxonomy places the organism in Eukaryota, Metazoa, Chordata, Actinopteri, Cypriniformes, Danionidae. The record is from RefSeq and is marked provisional. Gene Ontology annotation, cellular component: membrane.
CAGAGACUGAGCCACCGGAGAUCAUGAAGCUGAAGCUGGUGCUGCCGAACCCGGGUCUUGAGGAGCGGAUCUUGAACCAUGAGGCGCUGGAGAGGCUGGAGGUGGAGGAGGCUGGAGACAGACCCAAGUGGGACAACAAAGCCCAAUACAUGCUGACCUGCGUGGGCUUCUGUGUGGGGUUGGGCAAUGUCUGGCGGUUCCCCUACUUGUGCCAGAGCCAUGGAGGAGGUGCCUUUAUGAUUCCUUUCCUGAUCCUGCUGGUUUUUGAGGGAAUCCCUCUUCUCCAUCUGGAGUUUGCCAUCGGGCAGCGACUGAGGAAAGGCAGUGUGGGUGUCUGGAGGACUAUUAACCCAUAUAUGCUUGGAGUUGGCAUUGCAUCUAUGUGUGUGUCUUUUCUGGUCAGUCUGUACUACAACACCAUCAUAGCCUGGGUUAUGUGGUAUUUCUUCAACUCCUUCCAGGAUCCUUUGCCCUGGAGCCAGUGCCCCAUCAAUGAAAACAGAACAGGACCGAUUCCAGAGUGUGGGAAGAGCUCACCAGUGGAUUAUUUCUGGUAUCGUGAGACUCUGAACACUUCAGCGGCUAUAGAUGAUACGGGUGGUCUGCAGGUGUGGAUGGUCCUCUGUUUGAUCUCUGCAUGGGCAGUGCUGUAUGUCUGCUGCAUCCGUGGAAUAGAAACCACUGGGAAGGCGGUAUAUGUGACGUCUACGUUACCGUAUUUGGUUCUUACGAUCUUCCUGAUUAGAGGACUCACUCUGAAAGGAUCCGUUGAUGGAAUUAAAUUCCUCUUUACUCCAGAUAUAAACGAGCUGGCAAACCCUAGCACAUGGCUGGAUGCUGGUGCACAAGUGUUUUAUUCAUUUUCUCUAGCUUUUGGAGGUCUCAUCUCUUUUUCCAGCUAUAACUCUGUGCACAAUAACUGUGAGCAAGAUGCAGUAAUCAUCUCUGUCAUUAAUGCGUUCACUUCCAUCUAUGCGGCCACUGUCAUUUACAGCAUAAUUGGUUUCAGAGCCACAGAGAGAUUUGAUGACUGUAUGAAUGGGAACAUCUUGACUCUUCUGAACACAUUUGACCUGCCAGAGGGGUUCAUCAAUCAAAGCAACUAUCAAGAUGUUUUUCAGAGCCUUAAUUCUACAAGCCCUGACAUAAUCAGCAGCCUUAGCCUUAAGACCUGUGAUCUGAACAACUUCCUCAGUGAGGGUGUAGAAGGAACGGGUCUUGCCUUUAUUGUGUUCACUGAGGCAAUCACCAAGAUGCCACUGUCUCCACUCUGGUCCGUCCUGUUCUUCAUUAUGCUCUUCUGCCUUGGCUUGUCCUCCAUGUUUGGCAACAUUGAGGGUGUUCUGGUUCCCCUGCAGGACCUAGGGGUCUUCCCCAAAAGCUGGCCUAAGGAAAUUAUUUCAGGUGUGACGUGCUUGGUGUGCUGUCUGGUUGGGCUGAUAUUUGUCCAGGGCUCAGGAAACUACUGGCUGGCCCUAUUUGACAGCUUUGCUGGCUCUAUUCCUCUCCUCAUUAUUGCUUUCUCCGAGAUGAUUGGAGUUGUAUACGUUUAUGGCAUUGACAGGUUCAAUGAAGACCUGAUAUUCAUGAUAGGACACAAACCUAACAUCUUCUGGCAAGCCACAUGGAGAUUCAUAAGCCCUCUCAUCAUGUUGGCCAUCUUCGUUUUUUACUUUUCCACCACAGUCACCAAGGAAAUCUUUUACAGCGCUUGGGAUCCUGAAUCGGAAAAUUUCCCAACUCUAGAGAAGAAGCCAUAUCCAACAUGGAUCUACGUAAUAAUAUUUCUGCUGGCUGGGGUUCCUAGUUUGGCUGUACCAGGAACUGCUGUUUUCAGAGCCAUUCGAGACUAUUGCUGCAAAAAACAUCCCAGUGCUUCAAUUCAACAACUAGAUUCUGUAUCUUACAAAGUUCAAAUGCAUGAUGAAGAAGUGAAGACACAAAAGACUGAGAAAUUUGACCAAAAGUUGUAUACAUGAGAUCUAACUGAACCUGCUAUGCCAUAAUUUUAGGCCCACACAUACAUAAAUGUCUUUCUGGAAUUGACAGAUUAUUGCUAUAAUAUUUGCCCUUGAAAAUGUGCUUGCAAAAUGUUACAGUGGUUUCAACUUCCAGUUUCCAAUUUUCCAUUAAAAUUUAAUUUACCAACAGUACACAGAUAAAGCUAAGACACUAAAUUAGGGCUUACUGGAUUAGAGAGAUUAAUAUAUUUUUAAUUGGUUAUAUAUCAUUUAAAAUAUAUGCAAUUUUAUACACAUUUUAAGAAAUAAGAAAAGAUAAAAAGUAAUGAUGAUAAGAAAACUGUGUGGCUAAUUUGAUAGUGGUACGUGGCAGACAUGUUUUUGUGCUUUAAAAUAUUGAUAAGCGUAUUUAUUUUUGUAACAAAUAAUGGCAUUUAAUUGGACUUUUUAAUGUUUCACCCAAUCAGUCUUCCUCAAAAAAUAUGUUCUGAUAAAGGAUUUUGGCCAUGUUUCCCGACGAGUUCAAUAAAUAUUUGUCUAUGCCUAUAAAUUUGGUUCAUUUAAUCA